AUGUCUGAAGUUGCGAGUACUGAGGGAGCGAAGGCAAGCACUGAGACCCAAACAACAGCGGCUACGACUGCACCCAGCACGGUAGUUUCUGCUGCUGAAUCGGGCACUAAAACAGCUAACAGCACACCUCUGGGUCGCAAGGGUCGUCGCAAGAAGAAACGUGAACAACUUCCUGAAGGUUUCGAGCAAUGGAGCGAAGAGGAUCAAAAGUACUAUCAGGUAUUGUCCCUGAGAUACAAAAGACGUCCGGGUAGUUCACUGAUAUUUUUGCAGGCUGUAUCGGCGCUGUUACGCGACGUAAAGGCAACCCGAAGACAGUGCAGUAUGAGGCGUGAAUGGCCUAGUAGAUGGCGUCUUUUCCGAAUGAUGUCAAAAGGCUCUGCGAUUUACCCGGUUGAACUGGAGGCGUUCAGACGAGCUAAAGAAACAUUCACACCGGUUGACAAGAACGAGCAAUUGGAUCUUGAUUUUUAG
Messenger RNA from Anisakis simplex (herring worm), 474 nucleotides. The record is from the annotation of a GenBank genome assembly. Lineage: Eukaryota; Metazoa; Nematoda; Chromadorea; Rhabditida; Anisakidae.